Molecule: messenger RNA, 1636 nt
Organism: Rubroshorea leprosula
Lineage: Eukaryota; Viridiplantae; Streptophyta; Magnoliopsida; Malvales; Dipterocarpaceae
Source: the annotation of a GenBank genome assembly
AAUAGAGCCGGCUCACCCUUUUCACAGCCGGCUUAACCAAAAACCCGAGAGUAUUCUCUCUCUACAACACAGCCGGCUCUAGGUUCACAGCCGUCUCAACCCAAAAAAAUCGAGAGUCUUCUCUCUCUAAGCCACAGCUAGCUUUAGGUUCUCCAACCGGCUCAACCGCAGGCGACCUAACCCAAACCCGCUUUACAGCCGGCUCUGUAAUUAUAGCCGGCUCUCCUGCAGAAUUUUUAAAGCCUCGUGUUUCUCUCUCCCCGCACAAACCAACCCAAAUCUGUUUCAAACCAACAACCUCUCCUCUCCCAAAACUCAUCAUUCACUCUCCCAAACACCAAAAUCUCUCCAAAUCUCCAAAACCCAUCCCUUAAACACUCAAAUACCACCAAAUCCUUGCCUACCCAACACAAAUCUUCAAGCUUUUCACUUCAAUCUGUGUGGGAUCUGCUGUAUUUUUGGUGUGGCUGUUGGGAUUUCUCUCUCAUGGCUUCAAGAAGGGCUGGAAGUAAAAGGAAACAAGUGGGGAGUUCUAGUGCCGGUGGCCAAGCGCAAGAAGAAGGUAACCUCAUUGAUAAUGCUCUAUUUGUGGAUGAUGAUGCCAUUAAUCGCUAUAAUUUUUUCAAAAACUUGGCUGUGCUACCAUGCAAUUGUGUGAAAUUCAGUCAAUUUCCUCAAGGAGAUAUGCAUGUUGAACAAAUUUUUAGGGAACUUGGGUGGAAGGAUUAUAUAGAAAUUAAAGAACCUGUGUAUUAUGAAGUUGUUCAUCAAUUUUAUGCUAAUCUGAAACCAAUAGGGAAUAGAUGGAAAACUAUGGUUGCUAGGGUAUCAUUUCAGUUUUCUCCAAGGGAUAUUUGUGCUAUAUUAGAUAUACCUGAAGGAGGAGAUGAUGAGUUUCUAGGUGUGAAUAAUGCCUUAGUUAGAGCCACAAUUGCCCCCAAUUGCACUGAAAAUCAAAUUAAAGUGGCGUUUCUUACACCAGAGAAUAGAGCAUUGCAGUGGAUUAUAUCUCGCAUUAUUGCUCAGAGGAAGGGUUCUAAAUCUUAUGUUCUUGCCAGUGAUCUUCCCUGGUUCGAUUAUCUUCUUAACGGAAAAGGAUUGGCGAAGAGGAACAACAUUGAUCUUACAUCCUUUAGGUUCGAAACGGUUCCCGGUGGGACUACACUUACCAAAGCUUCUUUUGAAAAAAUGGACUGUUUGUUUAGAAAUGGCAUUUGGAUAAAGAAAGGGGAACAAGAAGGGGAUGAAGAAGAAGGUGAUACUGAUCAAGAAAUGGCAGAACAAGGGGCAGAAAAACAUGAAGGAGACAGCCCAAGACCAUUUCGAGUCUCCAUGCAAAGGACCAACCGUGAAACCAUGGAGUUGAUGAUAAAUGAGAUGCAGCAGCUACACACCGACUUUUAUGGCUUCCAGACAAAAAUGAGAGGGAGAAUGACUAACAUGGAAGGAAAGCUUGAUCGGCUUGUUAACCAUUUUUUUCUUCCACCCCCACCUAAUGCCAACUGACUUGAUAUUUCUUUAGUUUGGCUAAUCUUUAGGAUGGACAUCUUAGGGUUAUGCAUUUUAUGUUUUCUUUGACUAUGGAUGUGUCUUGAACCUUUUUAUCUUGUUUUAUGAAUGAAAUUGGCAUCACUUG